Messenger RNA from Varanus komodoensis (Komodo dragon), 2910 nucleotides. RefSeq names its product ran-binding protein 17-like. NCBI's taxonomy places the organism in Eukaryota, Metazoa, Chordata, Lepidosauria, Squamata, Varanidae. Gene Ontology annotation, cellular component: extracellular region; nuclear pore; cytoplasm. The transcript has 19 exons. The coding region runs from base 42 to 2675 and encodes 877 amino acids. The record is from RefSeq and is a predicted model, not a curated record. Gene Ontology annotation, biological process: protein export from nucleus. Gene Ontology annotation, molecular function: nuclear export signal receptor activity; small GTPase binding.
UGCUUUAGAUUUGUAUUCCAAAACCAAAACUGGAAUGUGACAUGCUCUCUCCUCCUUUUUCCUCCUCCUUCCCCACUUUUCUCCUGGCUUCACUCCAAAGGUCUCUGCUUCUUGCUCAUUACAUUCGCAAGAUGAAGCCCCUGGUGGUUACAGUAGUACUGGUAGCCCUGAUGCAAGUUUCUCAGACCUUCCCUACCUGGUACCAGAAAGGAUGGUUGAGACUGUUAAGAGAAGGUGAGAGCUGUGGAGCAUGCAACCUGGAACUUUGCUCUGUGCCUACAAACUGUCGAGCUGGGACUGUCCUAGAUCUGUGUGGCUGUUGUUCUGAAUGUGGAAAUGUGGAAGGGCAGAUUUGUGACUUGGACAAAGGCAGUAAUUUUUAUGGGCACUGUGGAGACAACCUGGAAUGUCGGCUGGACAUCGAUGCCAUAAAGUUUGGUGAAAUCCCUGAGCCACAGUGUGUGUGCAAAUCACAGGUGAAUGUAUGUGGACCGGAAGGAAAGACCUAUGAGAAUAUCUGCCAGUUCAAUGAGUUUGCUGCAGAGAAGGGGACAAAUAUUAGCAUCAAGCACAAAGGUCCAUGCAGAUCAGCUCCUGUUAUUUCUUUGCCACCUCAGGACACCCAAAAUUUCACAGGAAAUGACAUCAUUUUUGGUUGUGAGGUAUCUGCUUAUCCUAUGCCACACCUUGAAUGGAAGAAAAAAGGAAAUAAAAUGUUUCUGCCAGGAGACGAUUCUCAUAUUUCAAUUCAGGCUCAUCAUCAUUACAGAGUAUCUCUGGCAGCUGGACCACAAGGGACAGCACAGAUUAUGGCAACUAUUUUGACCUCACUGAGGAGGAGGAAGAGGAGGAGGCAGAAUACGAAUCCGGAGACUAUGGAAAAUGAAACAAGUGCAGAUUGUGCAAGGGGUUGUAGCUUGGCAGAGUUAGAAGUCCUUUGCAAACAGCUUUAUGAGGGGACAGAUUUAGCACAGCGAAUACAAGCAGAAAAGGUGCUUUUGGAGCUUAUUAACAGUCCUGAAUGUCUCAGCCAAUGCCAACUUUUACUGGAACAAGGAACAACAUCCUAUGCACAGCUUCUAGCAGCAACAUGCCUCUCUAAACUUGUGUGCAAAACAACACCUUUACCUAUUCAGCAAAGAAUGGACAUCAGAAACUAUAUAUUAAACUAUGUUGCAUCUCGACCAAAACUGACCCCUUUUGUGAUCCAAGCACUUGUUCAAGUAAUUGCAAAGAUCACAAAGUUGGGCUGGUUUGACGUUCAAAAAGACCAACUCAUCUUUAGAGACAUCAUUGCUGAUGUUAAAAAGUUUUUACAGGGUACUGUGGACCACUGUAUAAUAGGAGUGACAAUUCUUUCCGAACUAACUCUGGAAAUGAACUUCGUUGAUUAUUCUAGACCUUCAUCAAAGCAUCGUAAAAUAGCUACCUCAUUUCGUGAUACCACUUUAAAAGACAUUUUGAUGCUGGCAUGUUCUCUGCUGAAAGAGAUGUUGGCAAAGCCAUUGGAUCUUCAGGACCAACAACAACAAAAUCUAGCACUGCACCUUUUGAAACUUGUUCUCAAUUGUCUUAACUAUGACUUCAUUGGCAGUUCAGCAGAUGAAUCUGCAGAUGAUCUAUGCACAGUGCAGAUUCCAACAAACUGGCGAUCAAUCUUCCUGGAACCAGAGACCUUGGACCUCUUUUUUGAUCUCUAUCAUUCUCUUCCAUCAAUGCUGUCUCAGCUAGCACUUUCCUGUUUAGUUCAGUUUGCUUCUACAAGGCGAUCCUUAUUCAGCAACCCAGAACGUGCCAAGUACCUAGGUAAUCUGAUCAAAGGAGUAAAAAGAAUACUUGAAAACCCUCAGGGUUUAUCUGACCCUGGUAACUACCAUGAAUUUUGUCGAUUUUUGGCUCGACUGAAGACUAAUUAUCAAUUGGGGGAAUUAGUAGUUGUGAAAGAUUACCCAGAAGUCAUUCGAUUGAUAGCCAGCUUCACGAUUACCAGCUUACAGCAUUGGGAAUUUGCACCAAACAGCGUUCAUUAUUUGCUAACUCUUUGGCAGAGAAUGGUUGCCUCAGUGCCUUUUGUGAAAUCAUCAGAACCCCAUCUCUUAGAUACAUAUGCACCUGAGAUCACAAAGGCAUAUAUUACUUCUAGAUUGGAAUCUGUCUCCAUGGUUAUGAGAGAUGGCUUGGAUGAUCCCUUGGAUGAUACAGCCACAGUAUUUCAGCAGCUGGAGCAACUGUGCACAGUUAGCAGAUGUGAAUAUGAAAAGACUUGUACUCUUCUUGUACAGCUGUUUGACCAAAAUGCGCAAAACUAUCAGAAACUGUUGCAGUCAUCUAGUAGAAAUCCCCUGGCAACCUCCAUCCAAGAAGGACGCUUGGCGUGGCUUGUAUAUUUUGUUGGAACAGUUGUAGGAGGUAGAUUAACUUAUACCAGUACUGAAGAACAUGAUGCUAUGGAUGGUGAAUUAUCCUGUCGAGUCUUUCAGCUAAUUUCUUUGAUGGAUGCCCAACUACCACGCUGUAGCAAUGAGAAAGUGGAACUUGCAGUACUUUGGUUUUUGGAUCAGUUCCGUAAAACAUACGUAGGAGAUCAACUCCAGCGCACCUCAAAGAAGACUGCCCAUCUUUCUGUGAAGACUUGUAGCAAACCAGUCCAUCUUGGGUUUGCCAUCCAUAUUUGAAGAUUUUCGUUCAUCUUUUGGUCCAUGUGGCAGAUGGGGCAAGUUUGUCUUUCAGGGUGUUAUCCAUCAUGGCAAGGUUUAUGCUCGAAUGUCAGAAGUCUUGGGAAUAACGGAUGACAACCAAGUUCUAGACACAUUUAUGGCAAAAAUUGUUACAAAUCUUAAGUACUGGGGACAAUGUGAGUCUGUGAUUUCAAGAACUCUUCAGUUUCUAAAUGAUCUUUCUGUUGGAUAU